Moneuplotes crassus is the source of this 1580-nucleotide messenger RNA. NCBI's taxonomy places the organism in Eukaryota, Ciliophora, Spirotrichea, Euplotida, Euplotidae. The record is from the annotation of a GenBank genome assembly.
AUGCAUAAUCUUACUGAGAAGAAUUUUAUACUGAGUAUUGGAGAAAUAGGAGCGACGGCUGCUAGUAAUUCUCCAUUCUACGAUGAAACUUAUAUUAACAUUGAUUAUAAGAAAAGAAAUGAGAAAAGGAAUACGACUACGGGCAUUCCUAUUAGCGCUAGUGUUGACUCAAUAGGAGCCAAGAACUGAGGUAUCAUAGAAAACAGCCCUGUCGCAGAAAGUUUCAUUACUACAUUUGGACUAGAUCUUUUUAAAUGCCCUGGUUCUACGGAUUGGAACAUUGGUGGAGCUCAAGCGUCAGCAGAGUAUAACAGUCUAGAAGUGCAUAUAUAAAAAAGUGAAUUCUGAGUUCUGGGUGCAAGACCGACACUGAGAUAUCUGACGCCAUAAAAUCAAAAUUAGUCACCAUUGCUCUUACUGGGACAUUCUUUGACAUAGAGGAUUAUGAUUCUCCGAUCCAUGCUACUUUAUCCAACGAUUUUCAGUAUUCGUUUUUACCUAAUUCAAUCUCUGAAGUGACCAUUAAGAUUAGAGUGAAUGAAGCUGAGGACUGGAAUAACAGAUUAUACCACUUUGGAGCAACUAAUUAUGAGUUCAUCUCUGUUGACAGUGUCUAUCAGCACUAUUUCCCAGAUGAUGGCAGUGGCGAUCUUAUGAGAAUUAAGUUCGUAAUCGAUAAUAAAUAUCAGCAAACUGAGAGAAGGAUAUACACCUUUUAUGAUAUGGUCGGAGUAACGGGUGGAUUUUUUGGAGCUAUGCUAGGAUUGGCUUCGAUAGUAGCAAGAUUUGCAACAGAAAGAGCUUAUAGUAUGGCAUUGCUCAACCAAUUUUAUCAAGUAGAGACUAAUACUAGCCAGGACGAAACUCCUCAACCUCCUAGAAAAAGUGACCGCCAGCUUGCAUAUACUGAGGAGAAGAAACUUUAUGAAAAAGGAGAGCAUGAGCAUUAUUACACAGAACAGCAAAAGAAUGAGGAGUCACAAGAGCAGAGAGAAGAAGUAGUCGCUCAAUUAAAACUAAAGCUAUCAAAGACUAAUUGGUACACUUUCAAUUGGAAAUAACAGUCUUUACAACACUAUUUGAGCUAAAUUAUUCUGAUGCAGAAGAAAGCACAGGCGUCAAACAGCUAUGGAGCAGAAUUAUCAAAGCUAUAUUGAUGGAAAUGAGAAAAUCAGCCAUGAGCUUGAUCUGAUCACCAUAAUACAUACUAUGAGGAAAGCUGAAAUUAUAGGAAAACUCCUUGUUGAUAAGCACCAAGAGAAAUUGAUUGAAAACCACCCUAUUAACCAUAUUUAUCCUCAUAAUUUGGAUCUAUCAGAUUACCCGAAGAAGCCAGAUCCUCCUGAGGAGAUAGAGGAUCUGAUUGAUGGAAUAGACGAUCUCAAGAACCAGAAGGACUUCAAUUAUGGAGAUAGGAUCACAAAGAAAUUAGUUGACGAUAUCCUUGGCGUAAAAGAACCUAUUUUUGAGAGGAAUGAGUCAGUACACUUCAAACAACAGUUGAGUCAAGAUGAAAACGCUCCAGAUUUAUCUGAUCCACCACCAGUCCAAAAUAUAUAUCCUGGAUAUAAGAAGUAGAU